Messenger RNA from Astyanax mexicanus (Mexican tetra), 2786 nucleotides. RefSeq names its product multidrug and toxin extrusion protein 1. NCBI's taxonomy places the organism in Eukaryota, Metazoa, Chordata, Actinopteri, Characiformes, Acestrorhamphidae. Gene Ontology annotation, biological process: xenobiotic detoxification by transmembrane export across the plasma membrane. Bases 175 to 2019 code for a protein of 614 amino acids. Gene Ontology annotation, cellular component: membrane. Gene Ontology annotation, molecular function: xenobiotic transmembrane transporter activity; antiporter activity. The transcript is spliced from 17 exons. The record is from RefSeq and is a predicted model, not a curated record.
AAACAAGUCCUAGAAAGUCCCAGAAACCUAUUAUUUAAGCCAAAUCUAUGGAUCUAAUUGGUAAUCCGUUAAGAGCGGUCUAACUUUGCCACAGUGACCUGUGACUGCACAGCUGCAGCGGAGCUGCCGUCUCCUGCAGAGACCGAAGCUUCAGUGAGACGGAGCACAGAGGAGAUGAUGGACGGUUCCAGGGCCCGGGCUGAAGCUCCUUCCACGGAGCCCAGCGCCAAGCUGUUCUGCUGCGGCUGUGUGAGACGCUACCUUCCUCUGGUUUACAGAGAGGAGAUCUACCACAUACUGCGCAUGACUGGACCCCUGGUCGCUUUUCGCAUCCUGAAUUAUCUGCUUCCAUUUGUCAUUACAAUGUUUUGUGGUCGCCUGGGAAACAGUGUGUUGGCUGGUUAUGGUAUGGCCUCUGCUACAAUAAGCAUUACAACCGCUGCAACAGGUGGAGGACUUGCACUGGCGUGUGACACUCUGGUGUCGCAGACGUUUGGGAGUAAGAAUCUUCUCCAUGUGGGGGUCAUCCUGCAGAGGGGAGUCCUGAUCCUGCUGCUUUUCUGUCUGCCAUGCUGGGCUCUGCUCAUCAACACCCAGCCCCUUCUCCUCCUGCUGGGACAGGACCCUGAGGUGGCCAGGAUAGCCCAGCUGUAUGUGAUUGUGUACCUGCCUGCAGUACCAGCAUCAUUUCUGCAUCAGCUGCAAGUAGCUUAUCUUCAGAACCAGGGUGUGAUCUUACCACAGGUGUACACAGCCAUUGCAGCCAACAUUGCCAAUGUCCUAACCAACUACAUCCUCAUCACCUGGUUGGACUUUGGGGUGUAUGGGUCUGCUGUGGCGAAUGCUGUUGCGGAGAUCUACAUUUGUGUGUCUCUUUAUGCUUACAUUCGCUGGAAGAGGCUGCAUUCUGAAACAUGGGGAGGGUGGUCCUUAGAGUCACUGCAGGACUGGGGGGCUUACAUGAAGUUAGCAAUCCCCAGCACAAUGAUGCUCUGCUUUGAAUGGUGGAUAUACGAGAUAGGAGGCUUCUUAGCAGGGAUGCUGAGUGAAAUGGAUCUAGCAGCCCAACAUGCAGUCCUAAUGCUGGCUACUACAAACUACAUGUUUAAUUUAGGCAUGCAAGGUGCAACUUGUGUGCGCGUGGGUAAUGCCCUUGGAGCUGGAGACACAACAGGAGCCGUCCUCACGUGCAAGGUUUCUCUCACCCUUACAGCUCUCCUAGCAGUGGUACAGGGUGCUGUGCUGGCUGGUUUGAAGCCAGUUAUUGGAUUCUUAUUUACAGAUGACAGGGUAAUUGUCCAGAUGGUGUCCGACAUUCUAACUGUCUACUGUUUUCUGGAAUUCUUUGAUGGUCUUGUGUGUGUCUGCAUGGGCAUUCUCCUGGGCUCAGGGCAGCAGAAGAUUGCAGCUGUAGCUAAUCUCGUUGGCUAUUAUUGCAUUGGACUGCCACUGGGCAUUUCUCUCAUGUUUGCAGCAAAACUCGAAGUUGUUGGUUUUUGGCUCGGUCUUCUAAUCUGUGUGUGCAUACAGUCCACUUUUUUCAUCGUUGUCAUUUUCAGACUUAACUGGGAGAGAGUAACAAAAGAGGCCAUUGAACGCAGUGGAAAAAGUCAUUUAAAUAGGAGACAAUUGGAUUUUGAGGGAGAGCCAAGUCAGAGCGUCGUCCCAGCUAACUAUACAUCACAGAAUUCAGAGAAUCAAAACCUGAACGGCCACCAGGCUGUAAUCCCUCACAACCCAAACGAGAACAGCGAUGCUUUAUUGGAUCGGGAAAGACCAAGAGAGACUUGUAAAGUUCGGCUGUCUACCUCUCAGCUCAUCAUCAGGAGAGGUUUGACCACUCUUGCUGCUGUUCUUAUCCUCGCUACAGGGACAUCUCUCCACCUCACCCUGCCUCUGCCUGAGGUUUCUAAAGUGACUGAAGCUAAUGACACUUUAAAUCUGAACUCUACACUACAAUAUGCCACACCUUCUCUUCAGACCAGUGGAGUAAAUCAAUCUGAAAUCAACUACCUGUGACCUUUCUCUGAGAUUUUAGUCUCUUUUCCCCCCUACAGAAGAAACUAAAUAAGAAUAAGCACUUGCCGUUUUAGGCCAAUUCACAUGUGAAGAAAACAUAUUAUCACAUUUCGUAUGAAUAAAUAUAUUUUAGAUCAUUUGCAACACUGUGAAUUUUGUAAAGGUUGUGAACCUAAACACUGGGGUAUUGGGUAAAAACUGAAAUUAUUAUAAGCAACAUAAACAUACAGUAAUAGCUGCAAAACUGAUUACUUGUCCCCCUUUUUGCCAUAAAAUUUGAAUGCUGCGAACUCUAUCUUUAAAAACAAAGUCCCUGUAUUCUCUUGGCCACACCCCCAUAAUUAUGGUCUCAUUUGAUACAGUGCUGUAGGAUGCAAUGUUUACAGGUCUCAGGCUUAGAGUACUACAGUACACACACAUGAAUUGUGAGCCUUAAUUUGUAAAGAAACUGCUCUAUGUUGAUUAUAUAUACAAAAACAAACUUACAGUUUUUUUUUAUUCUGGGGUACUAGUUUGUCAGUGUGCCAUACUGACCAUAUUAAUUCAUAAUAUCUGACAAAUAAUUGAAUAUAUUUGUAUGGGUUUGACUAGUUCUGAAUGUCUGAAUUGCUGACGCUGUGUUCAGUAGCCUUUGGUGUAAUUACUGGAAUGUUCUCUGUACAUAUAUGGGUAAACACAAGGUUAUAGAGGUUGUAUUCACUGCCAAACUAUCAAUAACCAUUUAUGUUCCAGAAAUAGAAAGGAAUUAAUAAAACAACAAAACAUCA